CCAUGAACGGCGGCUUCACGCCGCUGAUCGUCGCGUGCCACUUCGGCCACGUCGAGGUCGCCAAGCUCCUCUCCUCCUACGGCGCCUCCCGCGCCGCAGUGCCGCCCUUUGGCACGCCCGAGGAGAUUGCGAACCGCCGCGGCCACGCCGACCUCGCCGCCUGGCUGGUCGCCAGCCGCGGCUGGACGCCGCUCGCGCACCUUGAGAGCCUCACCGCCGCCCGCGCUCUCUCCCUGCUGCGCAGCGGCGCAAGCCUGCACGAGGGCGAGCCGACGCCGCUGCAGCGCGCCGCGGGCGGCGAGGGCGAGGCGGCGGCGCUGAUCCGGCGGGCGGCGGCGCCGUGGUCGCCGGCAAGCCACUCGCUCUUCCCCGCGGCGGCGCGCGAGUACGCGGUAACGGUCAUGCGCAUCGGCUACCAGAUCGCGCUCUCUCCGCCCGACGACGCCGAGGCGCACCCGGACUGGAGCGCGCUGUCCGACGUGUGGCGCGAGCACGUGCUGCCGCACGCGGUGGCGCGCUGAGGCCGAGUGAGGACGCGAGUGCCACGCGGCGGCGCUGGUCCGGCGGGCGGCGGAGGCGGAGGCGGCGGAGGCGGAGGGGCAGGCAGUGUCGGAGCUCCGCGCUGCAGCGCCUCGCGCGGGCGAGAUCGACGCCUUGGACGAGGAGCUGUCGGCGCUCGGCGCCUCGCCUCGCAGCGCUUGAGGUUGCCGAGGCGCCGGCGGCCGCUGCUCAGACGGCGGCAAUGGCAGUGGGCGAGGCUGAACUACUCAUGUGCG
Molecule: messenger RNA, 776 nt
Organism: Emiliania huxleyi CCMP1516
Lineage: Eukaryota; Haptophyta; Isochrysidales; Noelaerhabdaceae
Exons: 1
Molecular function (GO): protein binding
Source: RefSeq, a predicted model, not a curated record